UGUGUGUGUUUUUGUCAAAAACGGGGCUCGUUGUUUCAGUUUACACCAAGUAUUCGUUGAAUGAGGUUCAAUAUCCAGUGCUGUACCCUACAAUCGACAACAUUUUUUUCUUUCUCACUCAGAGAGAGAAGGACUGGAUCAAAAAUCGUAUUAUAUUCAACGAUUGCAAAACAGUCGUACACUACACUUUGUGCCCAUUGAAUAGUGAAUUUCCAUUCAUUUUUGCUACUUUUUGGGACCAUAGCCAAAGUUUCAGUGUGUGAGAGAGUGUGUGCUGUUUAGUUUACAAACAAACCAAACCACAAUUGCCAUCCUUUUAUAUUGAGCGUGCGCUGAAUACUAAGUGUUUGUGUUCGAUUUCAUUAUCAUAUCAAACAUUAACCCAUCAACCAAUUUUCGAUUAAAAAAAAUUUCAAAGAAAAACUUGAAAUUUUUUUUUUUGAAAUUUCGAAAAUUGACAGAAAAAAACAAUAGAAAAAAGAAAAGUUUCGAAUUUUAUUCCAACGAAAGAAUUCAUUGAGUGAAGUGAUCAAACAGUAAACAACAAUUUGAAACAGAGACAACAAAGAUUGAAACAGUAGAAGAAAAGAAACGAUUGAACGAAAAAAAAAAGUUGGUUGUUUUGAAAAGUGUUCUCGCUGUGGGAGUAUUUGAUUGUGUUGGUGUAUUCGUUUCUUUUUUUUUGUUGUGCAUCAUACACGAACGAAGCGAUCAACGACGAGAGAAUUAAGUAAAAAAGCAAAAUCCGAGAGCACGACAUCGACGUUCGAAUUGUUUUUUUUUUUCUCGAACGACGAGAGAAGCAAAAAUCGUAAUCAAAUACACAAAGAGUCAGGCUAUACACAUAUAAACGCGACGAAGAAGACGACGACGACGAAAAGAGAAUCAUCAUAAAAUACGAUCUUUAUGAAAAUAUUUAAAGUUUACGGCCGGGCCGAACACAGCUACAUCGAUCUUGCAUUUCAUUGUGUGCAUAUGACAAACAAAGCGAGGAUUUUUUUUUCUCGGUGUGUGAAUACAUAAUCAAAACGAACGCGAGAGUUAAAAAAAGAACGUUGUGUGUUGUUGAUGUUGGUUGGUGUUAGUACGAGGAACACGUCGAUAUCAAUUCACCCGACGUCAUUAUCACGUUCUUCGAAAAUCACACCAGAAAGAAGCCGAGAGAGAGAGCAAAAGGCGAAGAGAACAAGAGACGAAGAGAGCAAAAGGCGAAGAGAACAAGAGAGAAAAGGCAAUUGAGAGUGGAAUAAAGACAAAGUGAGAGAGCAUCAAGAGUUAGAAGAUAUAUCAACGCAAACACACACGCCCGUAGCGAACAAGAGAGAAAAUAGUGAAUAAUCUGCUGCGGAAUCGUACGCAACAAUUAGAUACUCUCGCAAUUCCACACACGGGCCUCAACUACAACAACAAUAGUGAAACGAGAGCCAGAGCCGAACAACAGAAAAAAAAGAGUAACGAGCGCACGAGCGAAAUACGAACAACAAAACUGACAACAGCGCUAAGAGCCAAACCGAUACAGUGAAACGUUCGCCGCUUCACUCUCGCACCAUACAACGAACGACAACGACGACGACGACAACGUCGUCGGAAUAUCAUUAUAUUCAAACUUAUCGAAAUCCCCGUACACACAACGACCGAGCCGCGAGAGAGCAGACAUUUUGUUUUUCCAUUUGUAAUGCGACGUCGUGUAUUUAGCUACUACGUUUUGUCAUAUAGAACGUGUGUUGUCAUCGCAGAUAAAUAAAAAGGAAAAGAAAAAAAAAUUUAUUAAUAAUAUUUCAACUGAUCUUUCACCCAAAUUCGUUUGUUUCCAUCGCACAAUUUGCAAACAAAGUGAAUAAUAUCGAUUGAAUUGAGUUUUUACCAUACGAAAAAAAAGCGAAUACGUAAAUAAGUGUAUUGAUCGGGUUAUAUGUCGACCACGAUCACUUCAUAACAUUUUUUUUUCUCUCAAUCCCACCGAACGUGAGUGUUCACCAUACGAAAAUAUUGUGCAAAAAAAAAGAAGAAAUUCGAUAGAUAAAACUUGAAAACCACCGAAAAACUGUAAAAAAAAGUGAUAAAAACCGGAGAAAUUGUAAAAAAGACGCAAAAUUGUUGAUGACAAAGUAACCCAUUCAAAAAGAAAGUUGUGUGUAAAGGGAAAAAAAAGUGCCGCACAAAUAAUUCAUUAAAAUAUUGUACGGUUGCGUUUUUUUUGUCAUUGCGGCCACCAAGCUUUGUUUAUAAUCAACCAAUCGAGACGCUGAAAAAACACUCGAUUUUGUUUUUAUUUCUCAUCGAAAUACUAUAGACGAAAGCAUAAAACGUAAAAGCAAAGCGAGAGGAGAAGAGAAAAAAAAACGAACGGGACACAUUUCCAAAACGACCAAAUAAUAAACAAAUCAAAAAUUGUGUCAUUGAACGUGUGUGCACGGCCCGUGUGUAUUCUAUCCGUAUUCGCAUUCGCAACACCGUUUUGUUUGCACCGUGCACAGAAACAAAGAAAAAAAAACGAGAGAGAGAGAGAGAGAGAGAGAGAGCAGAACUUGACGAAUUUAGAACGUCUUAAAUUUAUAUCGCACCCAACCGCGACAGCAUUGAAUCAAUAUUUUGUGUUUUAUUGCGACGAACCAACGAGAGAGACAGAGAAAGGGCGAUUGUUGUUUGUAUGCGUGACAAAAAAUAAAUCUCUGUUGCUUUUUAUUCCCUUCGCGUAAGCUAACGGAACAAACGAAAUUGUUGCGCAGCAAUUCCAAGCAUAGUCAAUGAAUUGAAACAAUACGUUCGCAAUAAAAAAAGCAAAAUAAACAUUUUUGUUCGUGGAAAUUUUCGUUUGCAAUUGAAAAAAAUCGAAUUAAUUCAUUGAAAGAGAACAAGAGAAGUGAGAUAUCCAACAGCGCACAACCGCAUCCAUUUAUCAUAUAUGCAACAGAUAACAAAAUGAGUGUAUCGAUAUUCAAUACAUUUCACUACGACAACGAAUUUAGUGUACUGAAAUUCAACGAUAGCAAAAUGCACAACACAAUGCCACGGGCCAAACUCGAUCAUGUUCGACGCAAUCUAUUCGGGCCGGUCGAUCGAAAGGAGUGCAGCCGUUUUGCGGAGGAAGAGCUGGCAAAGCAUCAGAUGUCGUCUAGCCAGAAGUGGGGCUUUGAUUUUGUGCGUGGUUGCCCAUUGGAAGACACAAAGCUGUUCAUGUGGGAACGUGUGCCACCAACAAAUGAAAUACCGGAAAUGUAUGCAUUGAGCCGAGCCGCCCAUAUUCGUCCUAUCGAUCCCACGGAUCGUACACCAUCAAAGAAACGACGCCAUCAGCGACGCGACUCCUUCCUUGACCUCUAUGACGAAUUGGCCGAUCAAUCGAAUCGAUAUGUAGACACCAGCAAACUGGACUUAUCGUUCGAAGACGUUGAUGGUGGUCAUACAUCAGCAUCGUCAUGUGAUGAAGACUCAUUCGAAGAGGAGGACAAUAAUAUGCUGUGCGACUUAAAUUGGAUGCCAUCCACAUCGAAAAUACCAGCCUUAGACACAAACAUCACAUCAAACAUUCGCCCGGCAAACAAAACUCCACCCACACCAGCGUCAAAUCACGUUGAAGAGUUGAUCGUUGCACCGCGUCCAAGUUGUGAUACUAGCUGUAGUAGUGAUAAAACCACAAUUAGCAAUUCUAGUAAAUCAUGUACCGACACCAGCAGCACCACCGCCUCGACCGGUGGUCGAAUUUUGCGGAACAGCCCACGAAUACGCGAGAAGCGACAACGCAAAAUGACAGAUUUCCUAAAGGAGCGCAAACGUUUGCAGCCAGCGCUGAAGAAGAUAUCACCGAAAAAAGCGCGCACUUCACCGUCGAGCAGCGGCACAAUAUUAUCACACUUCCGACAAACAUCGCACUAGAUUCGAUGCUCAUGGGAGAUGAAUGCCGUGGCCGAAACAAAAGCAGCAGCAACAACAACGAUUUUGGCGCACAAAACGACUCAUAAUACACAUUUCGAUUACGAAAUUAUCGCAAGGCACAUAUUUAAACAAACACACCCAUACACAUACACAAAAUAGGCUUAAAAUGGUUAAGUGGCGCAAUUUAGAAUUUGUUUGCGAUAGAAAACAACGCGAAACAACAACAACAACAACAGUAACAACCUUAAUCUAGUUAGUAAUUAAGUAGACAACGUUUCGGCUUUUCUCCCCCUCCAAAUUCAGAUUGAGUGUGUUGAACACGUAUUAUUUAGUGUAGACUUUUGAGUAGAACUUAGACACACUAGUUUUUUUCUUCCUUUCAUCUUAUUUGUUUUCUUUUAAAAAAACAAUCAAGAGCUUAAGUAGUUUGCUCUUGCACGCGAAUCAAUUCUCUUGGGCUUAGAUAAUACUUUUUUUGCUCGUAGAACAAAACGCAACCCGAACAUAGAUCAUCCAUCUAUGAGCAUUGGAAUGUCAGCGAUGAAAUUGAUUUCAUACAAUCAUUUUAUGUUUUUUAUUUCAUUUUAUGUUCGGCCGGCUUUAAUUUAUACACAAUUAGCUGUUUAAGAAUAAACCGUUUACAAACAUGAUACCGUCAGUAACAUGAUAGCCGUUUGUUUACAAUAAUACACCGGACACAAACAGUGCUUGUCAAACACCAACUUUUCGAUAGUAAACAUAACAAAUCAACUCCAUUGAGUCAAUUUUUUGCGCGAGUGUAGAAUUUAUGCUUAAGUGCUGCUACUGCUGCGAAAUCGAAUCGACCUCAAUUUUUUUUUUUUCAAAUGAAAUCGCAUUUGUUUCAGUCAUUCGGGUUUCGUUUAAUUUGGUGCACUUAAAUAUAGAACCUACACGCUUCUGGAACAUCAGCGACUAGAUCGGUAGAUAAACUUGAAAUCACUCAACAAUUGAUCUACUUGCCGUUGUUCCAAGAAAAAUACGCAAACUUAUGUCAGUUUUAUGUGCUUAUUUGCAAUGGAAAUACCAGUGGAAUAACACAGUGGCACAACAGAGCCAAAACCAGUGGUGCAAAAGUGUACCAGUGAUAUACUUACCACUUUUAAUUGCUUCGAAGUUUCCAGAUGUGGUUCGGAAUGCCACAUAAAACUCACAUCUCAUUUGUUGCAUCGAAUGAUUGUUCAUAUCGAAAUAACGACGUGUUUAUAUCAGCCUUGGUCAUAUGAACAGUGUCCGUUGAACACAGGCACAUUAUCAUGUGAAAAAGACGCAAUCAUAUGACAAAUAUGCAUUCAUAUAUAAACAAUAGCUCUUCACUUCAUGUAGUGCUAAAAAGGACGCAUUUCGCUAUGAAACAACACGAUUUUUGACGAAAAAAUUGACACUCUGGAGUUGUUGUUUUUUUCACAUAAAACUGAUUUAGAAAAAGAAACGUUUUGUAGAAGAAAAAUUUCGGUUCGUGUAAGCAAGCGAUGAAAAAAAGAAUCAACAAAAAAUACUGAAAAAAUCCGACGAAAUGCGUUGCAAUUGGUUAUUGAGUUGAACGACUCCGAUCGAUGAUCAUGUGUGCCCUCGAUUUGGAAGAGAAAAAUGGGAAAGAAUGGAAAAAUAAUUAAAAAAUUGAAAAAAUUAAAAAGUUUAACGAAAAAAAAAAUGAAAGAAAAAACAUUUUGAAGCCAUCAAAGACCUUUUAUUUCGAAUGUCAUCAACAAACACACAUUGGUCAAGUAGUUGAUGGGAAAUGCAUUGAUCGGAAAGAGAUCAAACGGUACACUUUUUGAAUGAGCUUCACCAAUGAGCUUCACUUGAAAGAGAAGUCUGAAUCUUAUGAGAGGAAUUGAAAGAGUGAAUAACAAUCAACGCUCAAAGCCCAAAAUACCGGUGUACGCACAUUUCAAUAUUCAUUUCGCACGCACAUUUUGUCUGGAUUUUUUGAUCUCAUAUUUUGUUCAUUGCUUUUUAGUAGAGCGAAGAGAAAACAAACAAACAAAUAAAACGAAAAAUAUUUUAAGCAAAUAUUUUUUUUUAUAUUAAAUUACAAAUCUAUAUAUCUAUAUAUAUUCGUCUUAUAUAUUUAAAAAGCAUGUAACUUAAUUUAUAGAGAAAAUGCAACAAGCUUAAGAAAUAAAAACAAAA
This is a messenger RNA of Sitodiplosis mosellana (orange wheat blossom midge), 6030 nucleotides long. RefSeq lists its product as uncharacterized. The transcript is spliced from 4 exons. Gene Ontology annotation, cellular component: nucleus. Gene Ontology annotation, biological process: regulation of cell cycle. NCBI's taxonomy places the organism in Eukaryota, Metazoa, Arthropoda, Insecta, Diptera, Cecidomyiidae. The coding region runs from base 2923 to 3876 and encodes 317 amino acids. The record is from RefSeq and is a predicted model, not a curated record. Gene Ontology annotation, molecular function: cyclin-dependent protein serine/threonine kinase inhibitor activity.